Molecule: messenger RNA, 3089 nt
Organism: Astrephomene gubernaculifera
Lineage: Eukaryota; Viridiplantae; Chlorophyta; Chlorophyceae; Chlamydomonadales; Astrephomenaceae
Source: the annotation of a GenBank genome assembly
UAUCCAGUAGAGUUACUAUACAGCAACGGUUCGCCUCGCAACGAGUAUCACAGGAGCUAAGGGCUCCUGCUUCCUUCACCGACGAUGUUCGGUCGGAUGGCGACCGAUACCGCAAAGAGGAGGAGGAAGGAGAGGACCUCUGGCCUAGUCGGGAAGCAGUGCUGGGACCUCCCUCUAUAGGAGCCUCGCCGGUAUCAUCAUCACAAUUACAGCAUCAACACCCUUUAGGCAAGCGAGCAGGCAGCAGCAGUAGCAGCAGUAGCAGCAAUCCUACAAGUACCCGUGGCACAGUGCGGCUGCUGACAGAUGUGAUGGCGGCUGUGGAAGGCAGUAGCGGCAGUAGCGGUAGCAGACAGCGGUUUCGUAGCAAACACGAUGGGGAGGAGGCAGACAAUGAGGAGCAGGGGGGCCAGCAACUGGUGCCGUACGUGGACGUAGCAUUACAGGCUCUGGGUCUCCCCCCUCGUUCCAACCGGCACGCUGCCUCCUCCUCCUCCCCCCUCGCCACCAGCAGCAGCGUUAGGCGCACGCAGGGUACUGCAGUGAGUGCCGCAGGAGGGACCACUGCCCCCGACCAGGGUGAGGAGGGCGGUUACUACAGUGCUGCUGGUGACGAUGUUGAUGAUGAUGAGGAUGGGGGAGGCAACGGAGAUGCUGCUGCUGCUGCUCGAGGAGGUGGUGCAGGAGGAGGGGCAGGUGCAGGUGGGGGUGGUGGCAGGGGUCGCGGCGCCCGGCGGGGUGCGCUGCGGGGUCUGCUGGAGCGGUACGAGGCGGUGUGGCGGGCGGCUCUGGACUUGGAGCUUCAGGAGGAGUGGGCGGCGAGUGAGGAACGGCUUCGCAGCUGGGGCCGCCCCCGCCUGGAGGCUGAGGGCUGCGCUCUGUUCGACCUGGUGGCCAGCCGGGAUCACGUGCUGUUCCGGGACGCCGUACUGCGGUUUGCCGUACCGGGGGGCAGGCAGCUGCCGUACCACUGCCUGGGGGGCGGCGACAUCGUGCUACUGUCCCCAAAUAACAGGCCCUCCGAGGCCUCCCUAGAGGGUGUCGUACUGGAUUUCAGCAGCCGCUGGAUCCGAGUGGCGCUACCCGAGGAGCGGGCGGCGGAGGUGCAGGGCGGCCACUGGCGUCUGGACCUGUACGCCAACACAGUGGCUCACGAGAGGGCUCGAGCCGCACUCAAACGCUACUGCCAGCUAGCCGCAGGACAGCAACCAGACAGCAACAGUAGCAGCCCUGGCAGCAGCACUAGCAGCAGCCCUGGCAGCCCUAGCAGUAAAGACAAGGACGAUGCAUCCUCCUCUUCCUCAAGGGACCUGCUACGAGCCCUGGCGGGACAUGUGCCCUCGGGCUCUGCCAACUCCAGCUCCUCCUCCUCCUCGUCUUCCUCCUCCUCCUCCUCACCCAGCCCCUCCCCCCUGGAGGCAGUUGCCGCCGUACCGCCCCCCUGGUUGCGAGGUACGGCGGGCAGGGAGCGGUUGACUGCAGCCAGGAGGCUGGUGCGGGCGGCGACGGCGGAGAAGGGCGGGAGAGAGAAGGGGGUGACGAGAGCGGUGGGGAAGGGGGCGGCAGCGGGAGUGAAGGGGGGAGCAGCGGCGGCAGGAGGGGCAGCGGAAGGGAAGGAGGAGGAGGAGGAGGAGGAGGGGAGGGAGGAGGGUACAGGGAGGAAUGGGAGGAAGCAGUAUGUUCUGAACGCCAGUCAGGCUCGAGCGGUGGAGGCGGCGCUAGGGAGGAGCCUCACGCUGUGGCAGGGGCCCCCCGGCACCGGCAAGACCGCCACCCUGCUGCACUUCAUUCGGGCCACCGCUCGCGGCGCCCUAGCGACCCACGGGUCAGUCGGCCCCCGCGUGCUGGCGACCGCCGCAUCCAAUGUGGCGGUUGACAACCUGGUUUCGGGGCUGCGGGCUCUGGAUCCAGAUCUGGAUGUUGUACGAGUGGGUCAACCGGUGAAGGUGGCUCCGGAGCUGCGGGGAGUGAGCCUGGAGGCCCGCAUCGCCGCCACCCCUGAGGGCCACCGAGCUGCCCGGCUGCGCAGGAAGGCUGCGGGGCUGAGGGGAGCCGAGGCCUGGAGCCUCAUACAACAGGCGCUGCAGCUGGAGGAGGGGGCGGCGCGGGACAUCCUGUCCCGAGCUGACGUGGUGGCAGCCACCUGCAUUGGAUGCGGGGAGCCCCGGAUGCAGUCCCUCCGCUUCCCCGUGGUGGUGCUGGAUGAGGCCACGCAGGCCACCGAGCCGCACACACUGGUACCGCUGGCGGGCGGGGAGGGGCAGGUGCAGCAGCUGGUGCUGGUGGGCGACCCGCGGCAGCUGCCCCCCACCGUGCGCAACGAGGAGGCGGGGCGGCUGGGGCUGCGGCUGCCGCUGUUUGAGAGGCUGCAGCUCCUGGGCCUCUCCCCCCUGCUGCUGGACACGCAAUACCGCAUGCACCCCGCCCUCGCCGCCUUCCCCUCCGCCGCCUUCUACGCCGGCAGACUGCGAUCCGCCCCCGCCCCUGCGGACAGACCGCUGCCGCCGGGGCUGACCUGGCCCAACCCGCGGGUUCCCGUCUGCUUCAUCCCGGUACGGCACGGCAGGGAGUCCCGUACGACUGCCGCCAACGACGCGGCCACUCCGGGCGGCGCAGCGGGGUUCUCCUACUUGAACGAGGCGGAGGCGGAGGUGGUGGUGGCGGUGGUGGCAGCCCUGCUGAGCGGGGGCGGCGGGGGCGGAGACGGAGGUGGUGAGGGCGGCACGGGCAUUGGUCCUGCUGACAUCGGCGUUAUAACGCCGUACAACGGCCAGGUGCGUCACCUGCAGCAGCUACUGAUGACCCGUGGGUCGGCAGCUGCAUCCCGCCUGCCCCGCCCCGGAAGGAGCAGCAGUAGCAGUGCUUCCGGAUCCAGAUCACGGCAGCUUGCCGCCCUGGCGCUGGAGGGGGUUUCGGAGCAGUUGGAGGUUAAGUCGGUUGACGGAUUCCAGGGCCGGGAGAAGGAGGUCAUCAUCUUCAGUGCCGUACGAUCCAACCCGGAGGGGCGGCUGGGUUUCGUGUCUGACCCCCGGCGCCUCAAUGUGGCCCUCACACGCGCUCGGCGGGGGCUGGUGGUGGUGGGUUGCCCA